Molecule: messenger RNA, 1780 nt
Organism: Rhinolophus ferrumequinum (greater horseshoe bat)
Lineage: Eukaryota; Metazoa; Chordata; Mammalia; Chiroptera; Rhinolophidae
Gene: CD83
Product: CD83 molecule
Exons: 5
Coding region: 152-760 (202 amino acids)
Source: RefSeq, a predicted model, not a curated record
GCUGGCUGCUGGCGCGGGGAGGGCUCACCGCCUGCUUCCGCCGCCCGCGGGAGAUUCCCCUGGGCGGCCGCCCGGGGAAGUCCCGGAGCGGCGGGUACAAGAGCGCGGCGCGGCGCGGCGCCAGCGCGCCACAGGCCAGCAGCCCCCAGCCAUGUCGCGCGGCCUCCAGCUCCUGCUCCUGAGCUGCGCCUGCAGCCUGACGCCCGCAGCGUGGGAAAUGACCGUGGCUUGUUCGGAGGAUGUGGAGUUACCUUGUACCGCCCCCCGGUACCCGCAGAUCCCCUACACUGUCUCCUGGGCCAAGCUUACGGAGCGUGGUGAAGAGAAGAUCGAGGUACCCCAGGAAGACCUGCAGAACUAUCACCAGAAGGAGCCGAAUGGCUCUUUCGAGCGCCCCGGUGAAAGGCUGUAUGCCCUGAAGAUCCAAAAGACUACCGGCUGCAGCUCGGGGACAUACAUAUGUACUCUGGUGGGGCCGGAAGGGCAGAGAAACCAAAGUGGCACAGUGAUCUUGAAAGUGACAGCAUGCCACAAGGAUUGCAAAGAAGAGACUUUUAAGAAAUACAGAGCUGAGAUUGUGCUGCUGUUGGCUCUGGUGGUUUUCUACUUGACACUCAUCAUUUUCACAUGUAAGUUUGCACGGCAACAGAGUAUUUUUCCAGAUUUUUCUAAACCUGGCCUGGAACGAGUUUUCCUCCCGGUCACCUCCCCAAACAAGCACUUGGAGCCAGUGACUCUUCACAAAACAGAAGUAGUAUGAGCAGGAUUUCUGCAGGUUGUUUUUCCUAAAGGGCUCAGCGGUGUGCCUAUGUGUCACACAGGACAAGAGAAGAAUGUGCCCCACACCCAAGGUGGUGCCUUCCUGUGAAGUCCUGCAUCUGACUGAAAACACCUGAAAAUGGAUCCCACCCCACUCUUUGUGAAUAGGACUUUGAAAACCAUUACGUGACCACGUAGCAUGGGGCCACCUGUAGGGUGCUCUCCAGUGCUGCUGCUUCACCACUACUUUCUCAGCGUUUUAUUCAGCUAUCUGGUCAAUCUCAUUGAAAUUUUUCAGUCAUAUGAAAGCUAUGGUGUGAUGCCGUUGGAAAAGAGUCUUGGGAAAUAUGAAUCGCCAGAGCUGGCCCUGUGACAGACUCUUGAGGACAGCUGUCCUCUUCCACAUCUGAGAAACAUCUCUUCGAAUGUGCUGUGUUUUCUUGUGCUAGCCCAGAUGUUUUAUGUCUGGGAGAAAUUGACAGGCCAAGCUGUGAGACAGUGGGAAAUAUUUAGCAAAUAAUUUCCCGGCAUGAAGGCCCAGCUAUUACUAAGGAGUGUUAUGUGUACACAGAAAGAAUAGGUCGAUGAACUGUUCCCCAAUAGGGCCUUUUCAUCUGGGCAAGUCCUCUCUAAAGAAGCAGUAAAGAAGAGUCUCACAUUUAUUUUUAUAUCUCUAUAUAUGCUUGUCCAAGAAGGAUUUGUGUUUUUUGUCCUUUUGAAAUCUAUGUCUACAGUUAGAUAUCAUCGCUAACCGACAAGCAACCUGAAUACGGAAAGUGAGAAGAUGUCAGAGAGUGUGAUGAAGGGAUAGAGAGCUGUCAGUGACAGGAAGGCAAUGCUGGACCAAUCACGCAAUCUGGGUUCUAGCCCGAGUUGUCCCACUACCAAGCUGUAUGAUCUUGGGCAAAAGUCUAUGGUUUCUGCUUUCUCAGUUGUAUGGCCAAAGGUGGUUGUAUGAGUUGAUGGAAAUAAUGUGUGUGAAAAUGCUCUGAACAAGUAUAAAGCACUAUACAAAUUCGAA